ACCGAUAAAGAAACCAUGAGUGUUUUCAAUGACUUCCAACGAUUGUGGAUGGAACGCUUCCCACAGAGUUCUCUAUCCGAUGCUUGGGAACAGGAUGUUCGUGCCAGCCUUGAAAGACAUAAAGCAAAAAUAAUUGAAUUAACCAAAGAAUUGGAACAAGAAACAUUAUAUGUGGAAUAUUUGGAGCGAUUGCUUUCCGAUGUGGAAAAAUAUCGGGAAUCUGGUGGUGAUCCUACAAGUUUGUUCGAGGCGGCAACAAAUGCUGAAAAUAAUGGUUCAAAGUCUUCCGUUUCUGGUGAUCACUCAGAACAGUCCGGUGGUGGCGAAAGGGAAGACAGUAGCGGAGAUCGAUGCUCGAAAUCCAGCUUAAAUCUAAGAGAAUCUAAAAAUGCUAGCAAGGAACAAAGUAAUAGGCUAUCAUUAAACACCGAUAAUAAAUAUACAUCUGGAUCUGGUGGUAAAAAUGACAAAAAUAAUCUUCCAUCUACAUCCAGCGAAGAACGCGAAAAAGAGGACAAGGAUAUCGGCACUGAAAAAGACAAUGGCAAAAAUGGAGCACUACACCAGUGUAUUAGUGAAUUGGCCGCAUCGAUAGCAUCGAACGAGGAUAAUUCAACGGCAGACAUCAGCAGUUUAGCCAACAAAAAAUCAUCCUCAGCAUCCGAUCGAUCAACAUCAUCAUCUUCCAAAAACACAUCACAUUUUGUUACGGUUAUUGAGGUGAAGGAAAGCAAAAUAAACAUGGAUCAGAAUAAUCCAUGCUUAUCUAUGGAUCAAGGUUCUGAUAUUGUUCCCGAUCAAAUGACAUCUACAUUUAGCAGUUUCGAAAGAAAACCUUCUGCGCCGCCACUUUCCCCUUCGAUGUCAUCGUCAUCGAAUGCCGCAGCAUUAUUAGAGGCCAACAAGAAAAAAAUGCCACCACGUCCUCCGCCAAAAAUUAUCAGACGAGUCGAACCCCCAACAAUUCCCGGUUCAAUACUUUCCUCUUCUCCCAAACGUGAUCCAAUAUUUGCUGGCAGUUCUGUACCUUUGCCCUCCAAUUCUGGAAAUUUGUCGUCUUCAGAAAGCCCAGCUAAUUCCCUAGAACGUAAUGUCAAGCCAUCGGAUAUUCUGCGGUCAAAAUCUUCCGAAUCGAGCGAAAGUAAGGGAUUCUCUCAAAAUCGAAAGACAACGCCUGAACUGAACAAGUUUAUAAAUAAUUCCGAAUUUCUUGAAGAAUUGGGUCAUAAAAUAAAUAAAACGGAAAGUUUGGAAAAAACUAAGCGGCCUGAGAUAGGCUACACACACAGUCCAACUGGUAGUUUGGGGCGAACAGCGAGCGGCAAUGCACAAACAAGUGGUCCGCCUGCUAUUAGUCGACAGAGUAAACCAACAAGCUAUACCGCAGCUGGCACAUCGCCCACAAGCAGUCUAAAUAAAAAUGCCAAACUUACGGAUAAUGCAUCAACUGGCAGUUUAGAUAAAAAAUCAAGAUCAACCUUACAACCGGUGGAUGCAGAAUCAUCAAUAGCUCAAGGCCGUAAUGUUGGAUCUAAAGAGUCUCUGUCAUCACAGGGCAUAUCGGAAAUUAUUAAAAGCUAUGAAUCAGUUUCGUCAUUAAGUUCAGAAAGUGUCCGAGCUAACCAGACCGGAGAUAGUGAGCAGGAACAUUUAUAUGAUACUGUACCCCUAGACAAUGGGGACGAUGAAUAUGUUUAUAUAAAGCCAGGACGUACAGGCUCUUCAUCUAGUCGCGACGAUUUAUCAACGCCUGGUAGCGUUGUUCCAAUGAGUUCACAUGCACAUUUAAGCAGUCAAGCAAGUGUUACAGAUCCAGAAUCUCCUGGUCGAUCUUCAAAUUAUGUCAAUAUUGAUUAUUUUAUACAUCAAAAUAAUGAGACCCGUUCUAGUUCAAUGGAUAGUGAUGGCGAAUAUGAAAAUGGUAUGCCCAUAAUGCGUACUAUUUCACAUGAUGAUCACAAUACUCCAGUUCCAGGUGUUCUUCGAAAGAAUCUUGUUUCAGCAAUACUUGUUUCCGGCAAUCAGCGUGGCAAUAAAAUAAGGACAAUUCUAAACAUUAUCAUACAGAGUGAAACAAUAUAUGUUGCGUGUUUAAAUACUAUGAUACAAUACAAAAAGGCCAUACAUGCAACAUUGGGCACGUCACAGCCCGUCAUCAAAGAAGAGGAAGAGAACACAAUUUUCUUCAUGAUCGAGAAGCUAUAUGAUUCACAUUCGAUAUUUCUGAGCGAUUUGAAAACACUUGUAGCUCACGAGGGUGGCGAUGUGCUUAUUGGUGAAACGUUUAAGCGACUAGCCGAAAUGGUUGAUUUGUAUAGUGCGUUCUUGCACAAUUACAACCAAGCCAUCGAAACGGUAAAGAAAUGCAGUGCCAAUAAUCCGCAGUUCAAGAAGAUAGUUUCGACAAUUGUCUUGAACCUGCAGACAGAGCAAUCGCUGACACUGGAAGAUCUGUUGCACAAGCCAGUGGCCCGUGUGCAAAUAAAUGCCCUGGUAUUUAACGAUCUUCUUGAGUGUACCCCUCCAAAUCAUCCCGAUCAUCAUCCGCUUAGGCAUGCACACGACACAAUACACAAGUUCCUCAAGCAAUUCAAUGUGGUCAAUCAAAAGUUGCCAACCGAAUCGAAUAAGAAUCUCCGCCGUAUGGUGAAGAAUUCCUUCAUUGUCGAACUUGUGGAUGGGCAUCGUAAGCUGCGACAUCUCUUCCUGUUCAAUGACGUAAUAGCAUGUGCCAAAUACAAGGCCUCCGGUCGCGACCGCAUAGACUACGAACUCAAGUGGUUUAUUCCGCUGAAAGAUGUGGCCGUCUUUGAGGAGACCGACGCCGGUGCCGAUCUUAAGGAAUCUAGUCCACCAAAUAUUUUGCAGCUAAAAACGCAAGCGUGUACCGUGCGAGAUCAGCUGCUAAUGGAGGAGAAGGCGGAUGAUAAAUCUCGCAAGGCCAACGGACUUCGCUAUGGCGACAAGUAUCGCAGAAAAUUGGCUGAUUUGGAAUCACAAUUAGUGCUGGCAUCGCCCAAUUUAGUGUUUCGCAUAGGCAAUAAGUCAACAAAUAAGACGGUUACAUUUUUCUUAAGUUCCGACUUUGAAAGGACCCAGUGGAUAGAUUCGAUACUUAGUCUACAGCAAACUUGUAAUAUUCCUGGUGCCAGCAGUAUAAAUGCCCUUGAGGUUCACGCCUUCAUUGUAGCCAUGCAAAAGAGCAUGAAGACCGAAAUGGGAUCAUAUCUGAUGCGCAAUACAAACGAUGAAAGUUUACUGGUGGGUGAUCUACACAUGACGGUGCAAAGCUUAACGGGCCUGGAACAACCCCUCGAUUCCUAUAUAAUAAUAGAAGUCGAUUCGUAUGGUCAUUACUUCCGCAAGGCUGGUACGAAAAUGAUUUGCCGUACAACAAACCCUGUUUGGAAUGAAAGUUUUGUAGUUGAGCUGGAAGGCAGUCAAAAUGUUCGUAUUUUACUAUACACCGUGCAGGAUAGACCCAUUUUAAAAUCAAAACACGUGCUUAAGUUGAGCCGCAGCUGGUUGAAGGAAACACCACAAGCCCGUGUCAUCAAAUUGGGCGAAAACUUAGUCCUAAACACUCUUCUACAUUUCGUACCUGGUGAAGUGACUUUAAGGCGAGUGCCUACCUCGAAACCGGGAGCACUGUUUGGUGCAAAAAUGCAACAAGUUCUGAAACGGGAAAAACGUGACAUUCCAUUUAUAAUAAGUGCCUGUAUACGAGAAGUGGAGAAACGGGGAAUGUCUGAAGUUGGCAUUUAUCGGGUUAGCGGUUCCGCCUCCGAUUUAGCCAAAUUAAAAAAAUCGUUUGAAACCAAUGCAUACGAAGCCGAACAGUUAUUGAAAGAUGUUGACAUUCACUCGGUAACCGGUAUUCUAAAGUCGUAUUUACGCGAAUUGCCCGAGGCUUUGUUCACAGAUGUUUUGUAUCCGAAAUUCUUUGAAACAUUCAGCAAAUUCACGAAUAACAACGAGGCAGAACGUAUCAGAGAAUUGUUGGUGAUUUUUGAGGAGUUGCCACCAGCCAAUAAGGCGUCCAUUAAUCAUAUCUUAGAUCAUUUAAUAAGAGUUCACAAUCGGGAAGCCGACAACAAAAUGUCUCUACACAAUUUGGCUAUGGUGUUUGGCCCCACACUUCUACGACCGGGUGCAACACAAACCAAACAGAAGGAUCUAUUGGCUGCCAGCACGGUAGAUGUUAUGGCCCAAGCUGGUAUUCUGUACUGUUUCCUGCAGGCCCGCAUGCAAUAUGACAGAGACUCUAUAAUUCCAUAAUGGAAAGGACACUGAUGACGACAAUGAUUGAUGAUUAACCGGCCAUCUAUAAAAUAAAGCAUUAAAUGCUGCAAACCAUAUGCUGCUCAGGCGGCGGAAUGUUUGAUUAAGCGUAUUCCAUAGCUCAAGUAACACUUAACAGGUCAUUAUGAACAUACAAACAUAUAUUAUAUAUAGAGGAGAGCACGAUAUUUUUAUAUAUACAUAUAUAUUAUGCAUUUUAUGUAAAUACAAUACAUAAAUCCAAGUGGUUCGUUCAGUUUCGUCAAGUAUUAUUGCUUUGAGCUGGCUGAUUCUUCGAAAACAAAAAA
Musca vetustissima is the source of this 4589-nucleotide messenger RNA. RefSeq names its product active breakpoint cluster region-related protein (gene RhoGAP1A). Bases 16 to 4278 code for a protein of 1420 amino acids. The transcript has 13 exons. Gene Ontology annotation, cellular component: membrane. Gene Ontology annotation, molecular function: guanyl-nucleotide exchange factor activity; GTPase activator activity. The record is from RefSeq and is a predicted model, not a curated record. Gene Ontology annotation, biological process: signal transduction; positive regulation of GTPase activity. NCBI's taxonomy places the organism in Eukaryota, Metazoa, Arthropoda, Insecta, Diptera, Muscidae.